AUGAAGCUCCUUACUGUAUUUUCACAGGCUGUGGUCAAUUCAGAAUCAAGAAAAGAUGAUGACAAGGCUGACAGGCUGAACUAUCGGUAUGGAGCAGCAUUGUUGAUUGCCUUCAGUGUGAUUGUCCUUACUGAAAACUACGUUGGUAAACCAAUUCACUGCCUGUCCUCAGGACUAGUUGGCUAUGCCGAAUAUGCUCACAAAUUAUGUUAUAUGAAGGGCACUUAUUUUGUGCCACACGGUGCACAGUUUCCUAAAACCCAGGAAGAAAUAAACAGUAGGACUGUUUAUUACUAUCACUGGAUUCAAUUCAUAUUUAUGAUUUUGGCAUUUUUGUAUUACAUCCCAAUUAUCAUUUGGAGAACAUAUUCUUCCAAAUCUGGAUUUUCUCUUUCUAAGAAUAUUCAAACGUGCAUCAAAGCACGAAAUUCCGUCACAGUUGCUGACAAAAAACGACUUAUUAAAUGUGUUUCUGAUGAAAUCAGCAAUUACGUUUCCAGAAGAAACCUUCCAAUGUCGACUACAAGCUACAUUUUCUAUUUGAUUAAAACAAUUACAAUGUUUGGGGGACGUCGACAAGGAAACUAUUUCACAAUUUCCUAUUUAAUCUGCAAAAUAUUGUUUCUGGUCAGCAUUUGUUUACAGAUCAUAUUGCUUAACAAAUUCUUGGGUUUUCAAUUUCAGAAAUACGGGCUUUUCCUCAUAAACGAAUAUGUUCAUGGACGGGAAAUCAACGAAUCAUCUUUCUUUCCUCGAGUUACAUAUUGCACUUUUUCAAUACGAAAUUUCAACACUGUGAAUACUUAUACUCUGCAAUGUGUUCUACAAAUAAACUUAUUUUUGGAGAAAAUAUUUCUCGCACUUUGGGUUUUUUAUAUGAUUGCCGGAAUAUACUCAUUGUGCUAUUUCUUCAGCUGGCUUUAUUAUCUCACUAGUCUACGAAAAAGAGUGUCAUGCAUCAAGAUACAUUUGCCAUCUGUGGACGAACAUAAUUCUACUGUCACAGAUUUUGUCUCAAAAUAUCUUAAAACUGACGGAUGUUUCAUCAUUCGAAUGAUAUCACAUAAUGUGGAUAAAGUUACUGCUGAUGACAUUGUGGAUUCCUGCUGGAUGGACUACCUUGAAUUUAACGAAGUAAUCGGAAAUCGCCAAGGAAUUUUAUGGAAGAAUCUGCCUUUUGAGGGAAAUUUAUAUUAG
Molecule: messenger RNA, 1197 nt
Organism: Octopus sinensis (East Asian common octopus)
Lineage: Eukaryota; Metazoa; Mollusca; Cephalopoda; Octopoda; Octopodidae
Product: innexin unc-9-like
Exons: 1
Coding region: 1-1197 (398 amino acids)
Source: RefSeq, a predicted model, not a curated record